UAUAAAAGUGGUGUCAUGCCCGCUGCUGCAGAGGCCCGGCUCGUUACGCGCUCACAGAGACGGAGGCAGGCAGAGCAGGGAGAGGAGGACGCACACUCACUCACUGUGCGCAAGCUUUACAAACUGCAGAUCUGUGUUAGGCAAACGGGAGGCGGGGGUUUCAGUAGUGGCAUUUUCCUCUGGCGCACUCAGAAUUUAACAAAAGCAAAUUUUUACGCACGAACUAGUGCCAGAAUUCGUGUUUCAACUUAACUGCGCGUUUGCCUCCGUGGUGAAUAGGAUGCGUGUCUUCUCCUGCCGACCCAGUGCUGUUUGACACAUUCCCCCGAGAGCUGGAUCCGUUCACCGGUCUGUUUUCUCACCGGGGGAAGUUGGGCUCGUCAUAGAAAAAACUUUUUUUCUUCUGGCCGUUUGGCCGUGGAUGCCACGGGAAUGGGACCGAGCCAACGGGAGAGCGUGUCUGCGCUUUGCAGGAAAAGUUUGCUGUGCACGUUGCUGCUGCUCUGGCUCAGCGCGGCCGUGGACGGGACCUGGAAGACGGGGCUUUACAAGACCUACUCUGCAGCCUCCCACACCUCCGUCUACCAGAAAAGGAACUGGUGUCCUCAUACGGUCACCAAGACAGUGACGUGCCAGGUGCAGAACGGGACAACUCUCCAGCGAGUCUACCAGACAUGCCGCUGGCCACAGGGAUGUACAGGAGGGAGCUACAGGACCGUUGUCAGACCUUCCUACAAAGUUGUGUACCGCACAGUGACGUCUCUGGAGUGGAAAUGCUGUCUAGGAUUCAGCGGCGCUGCCUGUGAAGAAGAUGCAGGGAACCAGCUUGUGGCUCAGGAGGCUGUGAGGAAACCAUCGACGCUACGCCGGCCGCCUGCACGCACAGGAGAAACAACCUCUAGCUGUCUGAACUGCAGCAGAAUCACAGAUCUGAGUGACAGGCUGAACUCAGUGGAGGCAAAGGUCCAAUUACUCACUGCCCCCUCCUCCAUAUCGCAUCGCCACCCUCAGGGUAAAGGAGAAACUGCACCAGAGGCCUCAUCCCUAAUUGGGGCUGCACCCGCUCAGGGGGCUCCUGGUGAGCAGGGACCUGCAGGUCCUCAGGGUGAAAAGGGGAGAGAUGGGCUUCCUGGCAGAGAUGGGAAGUUAGGGUCUCGGGGGCUGCCAGGUCCCAGUGGGCCUCGGGGGGAGGCCGGGGCAAGGGGCCCAUCUGGAACCCCCGGAUCAAAGGGAUCCCACGGACAAGCAGGUUCACGUGGUCCAUCAGGACUCCCAGGAGACAGGGGUCUACCAGGGCCGCCUGGGCCUCCGGGGCCUCCAGCACCAGCCAGUGCCCACAUCCCAGAGCCAGACAAUGCUCGCAGAAAAGACCUCUUCUACACCAACACAUUUCAUGACUCACGAGGGUCGCCCGUUCCAGGACCUCAGGGCCCCGCCGGUCCUGUCGGUCCUGCAGGUCCCAAAGGCCCAGUAGGACCGCCUGGUCCACCAGGACAAAAUGGUAAAUCUGGAGCUGCUGGAAUACAGGGCCCUGUGGGGCCAAAAGGAGAGCGUGGGGAGAGAGGUCCUUUAGGUUACCCAGGAGAGAGGGGCUUCAGAGGCGAGUUGGGAACACCAGGUCCUAAAGGAGAGCCAGGAGAGAAGGGCUUGCCGGGGGACGGAAUACAUCAGAUCAGAGAGGCGCUGAAGAUCUUAGCCGAGAGGGUUUUAAUCCUCGAGACUAUGAUCGGUAUUCAUGAGCCUGAUCUAGGGUCUGGGGAUGGACCGUUUGGCACAGCCAUCCCUAGUUUCUACAGAGAUAAACGAGCAGGUGCGCUUCCAUAUCGACUCGCUUCUCCUCUGUCCUCCGACACCAAGGUUCGAGGCAAGUAGCCCCCACCCCCCCCGCUCACCCUGAGGAUCACGGGCUGGGUUGAAAUCCCCCUCCUAUAGGUCUCAUCGGCACUCAACAGAUUUAGACCGUAUCUGAUACCGUCAGAUUUAGGAUGGGGGGGGGGACACCUCAGGGAAACUCCACUGAUACUCCACAAUACUCCUCCUCUAUUGGGAACUGGAGAACUAGUUUGACCCCCCCACCCCCCCACCUGUUGCCAUAACUACACUCUUUAUCUAUACACAAUACACCCAGCAGCCCCCUCUCUGUGUCUCAUUUUCUUUGGCUACAGAACUGAAGCCUCAGAUCAUGUUUGAAAAAGGAAAAUCUGAUGUGCUCCUCGAGUACACACAGUUCUGGACAAUAAGGGUCAUUUAGAGUAAUAAUUUGAAGGAGGAAUCAGAUGUGAGCAAAGAGACUGGAUUUGAGUUUCUAACGCUUUCUCUAUGUAACUGCAACCUGACGAGAUUCCAUUAUUUAAGUGUAUUGAGCAUGUGCAGUUUGCAGGACACAAUUACAUAAACAAACCUCUUCUUCUAGUAUUAGUUUUUGUUAUACUUCUAUCAUAUUGUUUAACUCAAUGUUAUGUAGUGCACUAAAAAAAUGAAGUCAUCUCUACUCUAACUGAGAUACAUGUUGCUGACAGUGAUUUGUGGUUUUCUGGUGUGAGUGUUUUCCCCCCCCCUUGAAGUCCACACUGAUGAAGUGGAUGAAUAAACAAUAAUAUAUUUGCAUUUAAUCUUUGCAAAUGCACAAAUAUUAGCAUUUGAAUUUGGCUGCAUAUCAAUUGAAACGAUCAUGAUGUUGCAUUCUGACUGUCCACUUCACCAUCUUUUAACACACACAAGAAAAUAGCAAAACUGUUACUGGAACUUGAACCUGUUUUUACCACUGCUGUGUUGGUAAACUGCUUAAACUGUCCUGAUGAAAAGACUUGAUAAUUGUUUUUUCAUCUUAUAUCAAACCUAUUGUGAAACUAUUUAAAUAAUGAUCAUUUGUAGUUUAUUUUGUAUACUGUUGUGUAACCAUUUCAUAUUUUUGAACUUUAUUUUCAUGCAAACGUGUUAUUGUGUUAAGAUAAUCCUAUCUAGAAGAUCGGUGUAAUAAAAUAAUGUUCAUUGUUGUUGUUUUUUCAA
Pleuronectes platessa (European plaice) is the source of this 3009-nucleotide messenger RNA. It is a transcript of the gene emid1, whose product is annotated as EMI domain containing 1. Gene Ontology annotation, molecular function: protein binding. Lineage: Eukaryota; Metazoa; Chordata; Actinopteri; Pleuronectiformes; Pleuronectidae. The transcript has 16 exons. The coding region runs from base 433 to 1872 and encodes 479 amino acids. The record is from RefSeq and is a predicted model, not a curated record.